Amphimedon queenslandica is the source of this 953-nucleotide messenger RNA. RefSeq names its product cytochrome P450 3A19-like. Bases 174 to 854 code for a protein of 226 amino acids. Gene Ontology annotation, molecular function: iron ion binding; steroid hydroxylase activity; heme binding. The record is from RefSeq and is a predicted model, not a curated record. The transcript has 5 exons. Lineage: Eukaryota; Metazoa; Porifera; Demospongiae; Haplosclerida; Niphatidae.
CAGUGCUUUGCAGGUUGCUUGACCCAGUUUCUGCUCACGUGACAUGUAUUACUAGUAUGGUGAGAGUCACAUGAUUAACGAGUUUGCAGGGUCAAGCAACCUGCAAAGUACAUGAGAUACAUAUGUACUCAUCUGUAUGAUUAUUUUAGAAUGUUGACCUUCUACAGCUUUUGAUGGAAGCCAAAGCAGAAGAUGAUCAAAUUUGUCCUGGUUCUAAGCAAUUAACUGAUGAGGAAAUAAUUUCUGCUUCGUUAUUGUUUCUAUUAGCUGGAUAUGAGACAACUGGUAACCUAUUGGGAUUUACAGCUUAUCUUCUGGCAAUGAACCCUGACAAACAGGAUAAACUUACUCAAGAAAUCAAUAACUAUUAUCAAUGCAAUAAAGAUUCUUCUCUUUAUGAUGCUGCACAUAGCAUAGAGUAUUUAGACUGGGUAAUAAAUGAGUCACUGAGAAUAUGUGGACCAGGAUCAAUGACCUUCAGGGAGUGUGAAAACACAUGUACAAUUAAUGGAGUUACUAUACCAGCAGGUUGUUCAGUCAUGAUACCUAUGCAGAUUCUACACCAAUUAGCUGAACAUUGGGAACAGCCUGAAAUUUUUAGGCCAGAAAGGUUUAGUCCUCAUGAGAAAGAGUAUCAUCAUCCAAUGUGUUUUAUUCCAUUUGGUACUGGUCCUCGUAAUUGUAUUGGUAUGAAGUUUGCUUUAAUGGAAGCUAAAAUGUGUCUAACAAGCUUACUGAGAAAGUACAAGUUUGAGAGAGCACCAGACACACAAGUUCCAUUGAAAACUCGUAUUGGCAUUGCACGGUCACCAGCUAAUGGAAUAUUUCUUAAAGUUCUCUCAAAUGGUUUUUAACUUUUUGAUAGAUUAAAUAUUAUACUUAGUUUCAGAACAUCAUUAAUUUUUAAUUUUUUAAUAUGAUAUUCUAUUUUAGUGAUUUUGAUGCCAACCUUA